AUGUUGAGACCAGAUGACAGAGCAGAAGGUCUGCUGCUACUCAGUAACAUGGAGCAAGCUCUGUUCCGCCUGCAACAAGGCUUUGAGCUGCAGUUCCGUCUUGGCCCGACCCUCCAGGGUAAACAGGUCCAGGUCUACACCAACUAUCCUACUGAAGGCCAUGGUUAUGAUCGACUGAGGUUUCAUCCUCUGGACUGGGUCUAUCCAAACAGACAGGAGGAUGACUGUGAUAAAUACUGCAGACUGGACUUGACAGUGGCUGGAACUUACCAGUACUACUUCUGCUGUGGGAAUAAAGAGAAAGUCAGCGGUGGUUACAUUGUUGUUGACCCAGUGCUCAGAGUAGGAGCCAAUAAUGACAUCCUGCCACUGGACUGCAUCAGCAGCCAAACAUACCAAACUAAGAAGCUUGGCCCUCUGGACAAAUGGAUGGACAGGCUCAAGGUCACAAAGGAGACUGGUUACAACAUGAUCCACUUUUCACCACUGCAGACUGUGCUCAGUGUAUCUGGUGGUGGCUACUCCAUUGUGGAUCAGCUUGAGCUGAACCCUGACUUCUCACCUGAUGGGAAGACCUGGACCCAUGUCGGUGAUCUGGUGGAGACCCUGAGAAGAGACUGGAACAUGAUCUGCAUCACUGAUGUGAUCUACAACAAUACAGCUGUUGACAGUGAAUGGAUCCACCUUCAUCCAGAGUGCGGCUACAAUCUGGUGAACUCCCCUCAUUUGAAACCAGCAUGGCUCCUGGACAGAGCUCUGUGGCACCUCAGUUGUGAGGUGGCUGAUGGGAAAUAUACUGAAGCCGGCGUUCCAGCACUCAUUCAAGAUGAACAUCACGUAAAUGCUCUGCGUUGCAUACUGUGGCAGCAGGUCUUCUCCAGGCUCAGGUUGUGGGAAUUCCUGCAGGUCAGCGUGGAUCCAGCAGUGGAGCAGUUCAGACAGCUGUUGCAGGAUGGUAGUUCACGUGUCAGGUCCAGUCCAGAGUGUAAGACGCAGUUAAAUCUGGUGCAGAACCCUCAGCACCAACGCUUUGGAAACACAGUGGACAUGGACUCUGCCCUGGAUGUUUUUAGUCCCCACAGUAAGAACAGCAUGAGCCCAACAGACAUCCAGGAUUGUUGCACCAGUUUCAGAGGACGACUGGAGGAACUAAACUCAGAGUUGUAUAAAGAGACGACCAAUCGCUCAGAGCAAGCAAUUGAGAGCAUUUUAAGAAGCGUAAUUCAUGACCGCGUCGCCGAUGAUGGAACUAAACUGGGUCCAGUCACAAGGACACGCCCUCUUUGUCCCAGAUAUUUCACCUUUCCAUUUGAAGAAAUGACUUUUGAUGAGGAAAUGGAGCUAAUGGAGAAGAAAGACAAGGCGCGCUACAUCCUGGCUCAUGAUGGCUUUGUCGAGGGGAAUGAUGUGCAAAGGAACCUUGCUGAACCAGGUUCUGAAGUCUACCUGUGGAGAAAGCUGGUGUGUCACAACAGCACUGUCAAGCUUCGUUAUGGAGAGAAACCAGAGGACUGUCCUUUCCUGUGGACUCGUAUGAAGACAUACACAGAGAUUAUAGCCACUGUCUUCUCUGGUUUAUGCCUGGUCAACUGCCUCUCUACCCCUGUGCAUGUGGCAGAGGCAAUGCUUGCAGCAGCCAGAGCCAUCAAGCCUAACCUCUAUGUGAUAGCUGAGCUCUUUACCAGCAGUCAGCUUAUUGAGAAUGUCUUUGUAAACCGCCUGGGAAUCACCAGUUUGAUGCGAGACCGUGUUCUUGCUGCAGACAGUGAAAAAGAGCAAUGCUGGUUGUCCUGGUUUGGUAGAGAGCCUGUUGGUGCUUUCUUCCAGCCCAACCUUCAGCCACUGAUCCCAGCUGUUGCUCACACCAUGUUCAUGGAUGUCAGCCCCAGAAACCACAGACCAAUCCAGGAAGAUUCAGUUUACAACUUCCUGCCCAACGCUGCUCUGGCUUCUAUGGCUUGUUGUGCAACAGGGAGCAGCAGAAGACACGAUGUACUGCUUCCUCAUCAGCUUUCAGAGGAUCAUCUGUACACCUGCUGGAACUCUGAUGCUCAAACACACGAGCAGAUCAACCUACAAACUGGCAUUCUUGCUGCCAAACUGGCACUGAACACACUUCACCAGGAGUUGGCUGUCAAGGGCUUCAGUCAGGUGUAUGUGGAACAGCUGGCAGACGGCGUGAUGGCCGUGAGCAGACACUGUCCCAGCACCCAGCAGUCUGUGGUCGCUGUGCUGCGGAGGCCACUCAACAAUCCGGACACAGAUCAUGUUCCAUCUUUGUUCAUACCAGGUCAGGUGAUGGAGGUGCUUGUAGAGGCCCGAACCAUUGUGAGCAACACCAACUCUGAAGAUGACGAUGACAAAAACGUCAGAGUUCCAUCAGCGAGUACUGUUGAGAUUAAAGAACACAUUCAGCUGAAGGACAGUGAGAUGGUGAAGAGGGCCGACAUGGUGUCAAAGCACAACACUGUUGUUCAGGAGAUAGUUCUUGACAAGUUCACACCGGGCUGCAUCAUCAUCUUCAGAGUGACUCUGGAGCCCGAGUCCCAGGAGCAGCUGGGAUCUCUGAGACACCACCUGAUCCAGUUUAGUCCCCGGUACCAGAGUGGUAGCCUGGCUGACAACAGCACUCCGCUUAUUCUCACCAAACCACUGAUGAGCAUCAUGUCAAGUCUGACACUGGCAGACAUGAACAUCCUGCUCUACCGCUGUGAUGCUGAAGAGAGGGAGGACGGAGGAGGAUGUUACAGCAUUCCUUCUUGGUCACCACUCAACUAUGGAGGCUUACAAGGGCUAAUGUCAGUGAUGGCAGAGAUUCGUCCCAAGAACAAUCUGGGACAUCCACUCUGUGAAAACCUGAGACAGGGAGACUGGAUGCUGGACUAUAUCACCAACAGACUUCUGGCCAAAGGGGGAGCUGUGGCAGAGGUAGGCUCUUGGUUAGAGGCGAUAUUUGGUUACCUGAAGCACAUCCCAUCCUACCUGAAACCUUGCUACUUUGACGCCAUCAUCCAGGGCGUCUACACCACUGCUCUGGAGGCUGCUUUCAAAUUCAUGUCAAGUUUUGUGCAAAAUGGAUCCAGCCUCGUUAAACAGCUGGCACUGGUUUCAGUGCAGAUGUGCAGUGUGAGUCCAAGUUGGGCCCCUCCCACCCUCUCUCCUCACACACCCUCCUCUGAUGAGGUCACAAACCACGAGGACCAGCACUGUGUGUCACUGGCAGCAGGUUUUCCUCACUUCUGUGCCGGCACGUUCCGUUGUUGGGGUCGUGAGACCUUCAUAUCGCUGAGAGGUCUGCUCUUGCUUACUGGCAGACACCUGGAGGCUCGGAACAUCAUCCUGACAUUUGCAGGAGCUCUGUGUCAUGGCCUGAUCCCUAACCUGCUGGGUGAGGGCGGCAGCGCUCGAUACAACAGCAGGGAUGCUGUGUGGUGGUGGUUGCAAAGUAUCCAGGAGUACUGCACACUGGUGCCUGAUGGCAUCUCCAUUCUAAAUUGUCAAGUCUCCAGGAUUUACCCCAACACCACGUCAGCUUCAGUUCAGCCACUGUAUGAUAUAAUCCAGGAAGCUAUGCAGAGUCACAUGCAGGGAAUCCAGUUCAGAGAGAUCAACGCAUGGCCACACUUUGAUCACAACAUGACUGAACAAGGGUUGAAUGUAGAGGCGGGAGUUGACCACAGCACUGGCUUCGUCUACGGAGGAAACCGUUUCAACUGUGGAACCUGGAUGAACAAGAUGGGUGAAAGUGAAAGUGCACACAACAAAGGAAUCCCUGCUACACCCAGGGAUGGUUCUGCAGUGGAGAUAGUGGGUCUGUGUAAGUCCACUGUGCGCUGGCUUAUGAAGCUCCACAACAACGGGCACUUCCCCUAUGCAGGAGUCAACAUACACAGAGAAGGACAGACAUAUUCUAUGUCAUACAUGGAGUGGGAUCAUAAGAUCCAGGAAAACUUCCAGAACAAGUUCUACAUUUCCCAUGAUCCCCAAGACCCUGAAGAGGUACACCCAGAGCUGGUCCACAAAAGAGGCAUCUACAAGGACAGUUAUGGGGCUUCCAGUCCCUGGUGUGAUUACCAGCUCAGGCCUAACUUUCCUAUUGCCAUGGUGGUGGCUCCCGAGUUGUUCACUUUGGACAGAGCUUGGGAGGCUCUAAAUGUAGCUGAGCAGAAGUUGCUGGGACCUCUGGGAAUGAAGACUUUGGACCCUGAUGACAUGGUGUAUUGUGGAGUCUAUGACAAUGACUUGGAUAAUGCUAAGUUCAAUCAAGCUAAAGGCUUCAACUAUCAUCAGGGCCCAGAGUGGUUAUGGCCUCUCGGUUACUUCCUGCGUGCCAAACUUUACUUUGCUAAGAAAAUGGGAAAUGAGACGUACGAAACAAACAUCAACCUGGUGAAAAACAUUCUGUCUCGUCAUGCUGUCCACUUGGAGAGGUCAACUUGGAAGGGUCUUCCCGCACUGACUAAUGAGAAUGGCCAGCGCUGCCCAUUUAGCUGUGAAAGCCAAGCAUCAUCCAGUGCGACCAUUCUGGAGGUCCUACAUGAUCUUUGACCUUUGACACCUGCCUACCACAUCAACACAACCUAAUGCUAUUUCAGUAUACCUGUAUCUCUGAGAGGUCACAAGAGUCACAUUUGAAAAUGAACCUGUAACAUGAAUAAAAAUUCAAGAAUUUA
This is a messenger RNA of Solea senegalensis (Senegalese sole), 4673 nucleotides long. RefSeq names its product glycogen debranching enzyme-like. Bases 1 to 4548 code for a protein of 1515 amino acids. NCBI's taxonomy places the organism in Eukaryota, Metazoa, Chordata, Actinopteri, Pleuronectiformes, Soleidae. Gene Ontology annotation, biological process: glycogen biosynthetic process; glycogen catabolic process. The record is from RefSeq and is a predicted model, not a curated record. The transcript is spliced from 33 exons. Gene Ontology annotation, molecular function: 4-alpha-glucanotransferase activity; amylo-alpha-1,6-glucosidase activity.